AUGGCCGACCGGGAGCGCCACCUGAACGAUAGCGAUGGGCCCAUAGACCCGGAGACGAUUUACACCAAAGAAUACUGCAUUGGCGGCGGAAGCUUUGGCAAAGUCUACAAGGGCAUCGACAAGCGCACCGGCCAGGCUGUCGCCAUCAAAAUCAUCGACAUCGAAAGCGCUGAAGAUGAGGUCGAAGAUAUCAUCCAAGAGAUCGCGAUUUUGUCUGAGCUGCAAUCGCCAUAUGUUACCAAGUACUACGGCUCCUACGCCAAGGGCGCAGAGUUAUGGAUUGUCAUGGAAUUUUGCGCAGGCGGAAGCUGUGCUGAUCUGAUGAAGCCUGGACUUAUUGGCGAAGAAUACAUUGCCAUAAUCAUCCGUGAGCUACUCAUGGGUUUGGAUUACCUGCACUCAGACAAGAAGCUGCACAGAGAUAUCAAGGCCGCAAAUAUCUUGCUGGCGGCAAACGGCCAGGUUAAGCUGGCAGACUUCGGCGUAUCGGGUCAACUCUCAGCAACGAUGACGAAGAAGAAUACAUUUGUCGGGACACCCUUCUGGAUGGCGCCUGAGGUCAUCAAGCAAAGUGGCUACGACCAAAAGGCGGAUAUCUGGUCCCUGGGUAUUACGGCACUGGAGCUAGCCAACGGUGAACCGCCUUAUGCCGAUAUCCAUCCCAUGAAAGUGCUUUUCUUGAUCCCCAAGAACCCGCCACCGAGACUGGAAGGGAACUUUACCAAGGCCUUCAAAGAUUUUAUUGAACUGUGCUUACAACGAGAUCCCAAGGAACGGCCGUCAGCCAAGGAGCUCCUUAAACAUCCCUUUGUCCGGAAAGCCAAGAAAACAAGCUAUCUUACAGAACUUAUUGAGCGGUACAAUCGGUGGGCUGCCACCCAUAAGCAAGAAGAAGAGGAGGAGUAUGAAGCCGCUGAAGACAAUGAGCCCGAGAAUCGUAACCCUGCAGACGAGGACAUGUGGGACUUUGGCACAGUGCGCUUUGUGAAUGAGAAGGGCAACGUUAUCCACAGGCCAGCUAUGUUGAACCACAUGGGUGAAUCGGCUGCCAAUUCCAGGGCUUCGCGGACACUCGAGAACGAUAACAACUCAGAGAGGAGACGGGAUCCCAGCCCUGCGAAAGUCUCGAUGGAGAGGGACACUAUGAAGGUUGCCAGUAUCCCCGCAACGCCCCGACAGACGUCUCCUCAGAGAAAACCUGUUCCAUCCUCAGCAGUUGGACCUCCUUCACCAAGCAAAGUUUCACUUCCACCCUCCCCCCAGAAGUCACUACCUGUCCCCGAGACACCCCGUUCCUCGAUUGCUUCGAGGCCAGUUGCCCCACUCCCGGAGAGCAGUUCGCCUGAUUACGACCGUGUGCUUCAGGAGGAGCUACAAAAGGAAAUGGGUUUGUUGAAUCUUGGUGCAGCUAUCGAACCGCGCAGCCCAACUUUGCAUUCAGCUUCCUCAAAGCUGUCCGCAUACAAAGUUCCAGAUAUUCCUCCGUUCCGCGGAAGUCAACAGCAUCUCCUACAACAGCAACAGCAACAGCAGUAUCAACACACAUCAAGACCAUCGACACAUCAGCCCUUGCAUCCUCCACCUAAAAGCCUGGCUCAACCUUCAGUUUAUCAUCCUCAAUAUCCCCAAUCGCAAGCCAGUCAUCACCUGUCCCAAAGCCAUCCUCCCCGGCCAGUCUACUCCAGCUCUCAUAUCCAACCCCUCAUUUCCAAAGAAGUCCCCCGUCACCCCAGUGGCGGCAGUGCCAACGAAGUUCCACUUUCAUUCCCCUCCCCUGCCCCUCCCAACCCUAACGGGGAGCUAGAUGCCCUCAACGACGUGAUCUUUCCUGCCCUCGAAGAGGCUCUCCGGCGUCGUCAAGUAAACCUGCAACAAAAAUACCAGCUCCCUCCGUCUGGCGCUACCAACAGUGAGGGGCAGCAUAAACAUCACCUGAUAACUCCAAAACAACAGCGGGCAGAGGCUGCUCAUGAGAAGAUUCGCAAACUGGUAUAUAAGCUGGCGCAUAUCUGCAAAGAAAUCGACCAAACCGACAAAGCUGAGCCGGUUGGGAUGGGGAAUGAUGUCGGGACCUUCCUCGAAGGAUUGUUGGAAGAGAUCUUGGUCAGGGUGGAGCCCCUGGAUGAAGAAGAUGGCAGACUUUGA
Molecule: messenger RNA, 2145 nt
Organism: Thermochaetoides thermophila DSM 1495
Lineage: Eukaryota; Fungi; Ascomycota; Sordariomycetes; Sordariales; Chaetomiaceae
Exons: 4
Coding region: 1-2145 (714 amino acids)
Biological process (GO): protein phosphorylation
Molecular function (GO): protein kinase activity; ATP binding
Source: RefSeq, a predicted model, not a curated record